AUGGACCUGUUACCUGGGAAGCUGGGAGGUCGACGCGCUUCGAAUCAUCCAAAAUUAGAACCGCCCAUGGCGGUCAACAUCUACUACGAGCAGUAUAAAACCGAGAAUAUCCAGACUGUUUAUAAGGACUACUACCCUUCAGCAGAAUCCAGCCAAGAAGAAAAGGAUCUUCUCAUGGAAAGGCGCCUGGAAGUCUCCAAGACAGCCGAGCGUCUUGAUUCAGACAAGAAGUCCUUUACCGCGGCGAACCAUCAGGCAGCGCAGGAGCGGGCGGAAGAAGGCGUCAGAUGCUAUGACUGGGCGUAUGCGAGGCAGCCGAGCCCCGAGGCUCCAUUUAAGGAGACGUGAACAUCAUCAUGGAGGAUCUUUCACUGUUCCUUUCCGGUCAUCAUGGGGCAUCCGAACU
Messenger RNA from Cladophialophora immunda, 406 nucleotides. RefSeq lists its product as uncharacterized. The coding region runs from base 1 to 348 and encodes 115 amino acids. The transcript has a single exon. The record is from RefSeq and is a predicted model, not a curated record. Lineage: Eukaryota; Fungi; Ascomycota; Eurotiomycetes; Chaetothyriales; Herpotrichiellaceae.